UCCAUGGUGGCCAGUCUCUUUAAGAGCUUGAUUUUAGCUUAUAUACAUAAGCUGUACAAAGGAAUGUUUACAAAGAAACUGGGAAAUACAACCAAAAAAAAAGAGAAUUGUCAGCAGAAAAAAGAUCAAGAUUUUCCAACUGCUGGCCACACCAAACCCCCUAAAUUGUCAAAUGCCCUGAAAAGCACUGUAAAAAAGAUUGCAAAGUGCUCAUCCACCCGUAACUUCUCCAUAGAAGACGAAGAAGGUCACAAAGACUUCUCCCUGUCACCCACAUUCAGUUACCGAGUUGCUAUUGCCAAUGGCCUGCAAACAGCCGUGACCAACAGUGAUGAGGACCUGCUUCAGGAGCUGUCUUCCAUUGAGAGCUCAUACUCUGAAUCCUUCAAUGAGCUAAGGAGCAGCACAGAAAACCAGGUUCAGUCAACACACACCAUGCCAGUCAGACGUAACAGGAAGAGCUCAAGCAGCUUGGCACCCUCAGAGGGCAGCUCAGAUGGGGAGCGCACCCUCCACACCUUAAAACUGGGUGCUCUACGGAAACUGAGGAAAUGGAAGAAGAGCCAAGAGUGUGUCUCCUCAGACUCAGAGUUGAGCACCGUGAAGAAAACCUGGGGCAUAAGAAGCAAAUCAUUAGAUAGAACUGCUCGGAACCCAAAGACAAAUGUCUUGGAGCCAGGGUUCAGCUCCUCUGGCUGCAUUAGCCAAACCCAUGAUGUCAUGGAAAUGAUCUUUAAAGAGCUUCAGGGUAUAAGUCAGAUUGAAACAGAACUUUCUGAACUCCGAGGGCACGUGAAUGCUCUCAAAUACUCUAUCGAUGAAAUAUCUAGCAGCGUGGAGGUAGUCCAGAGCGAGAUUGAACAGCUUCGGACAGGGUUUGUCCAGGCUCGAAGGGAAACUAGAGACAUCCACGAUUACAUAAAACACUUGGGUCACAUGGGGAGUAAGGUAAGCCUGAGAUUUUUAAAUGUGCCUGAAGAAAGACAUGAAUAUGUGGAAAGCGUAGUGUACCAAAUUCUUGUAGAUAAAAUGGGUUUUUCGGAUGUACCAAAUGCUAUUAAAAUUGAAUUUGCUCAGAGGAUAGGGCAGCAAAGGGAUUGCCCAAAUGCAAAACCUCGACCCAUCCUUGUAUACUUUGAAACACCUCAGCAAAGGGAUUCUGUCUUAAAGAAAUCAUAUAAGCUCAAAGGCACAGGUAUCGGGAUCUCUACAGAUAUUCUAACUUAUGACAUCAGAGAGAGGAAAGAGAGAGGGGUGUUGCCAUCUUCCCAGACAUAUGAAAGCAUGGAUAUGAAGUUGUCCACGCCAGAGCCCAAAGCCAAGAAGAACGCUUGGCUGUCACCCAAUGACAGUGACAGAGAGCUGGAGUCAGACCUCAGCAGAAGCAGCUAUGCCGACUCUCCAGCAAAGGGAAGUUCUUCUAAGUCCAGCUCAAAGUCACACAGCGCUCGGUCUAAGAACAAAGCAACUAAUAGCAGAACAUCACAGAAGUCAGACUACAAUAAACGGCCCUCUCAACCGCCAGCAUCAAGUACCCCGGAAAAGCAAACACGUCACUAUGUGGAAGCCACACCACCACUCUGGCAUUCACAGAGUGACUUCUUCACUCCUAAACUUAGUCGCUCUGAGUCAGAUUUUUCCAAAUUGUGUCAGUCUUAUUCAGAGGAUUUUUCUGAAAGUCAGUUUUUCUGUCGAACUAAUGGGAGCUCCCUCCUUUCCUCUUCUGACCGGGAACUUUGGCAGAGAAAACAGGAGGGCAUGCCUGCCUUGUACCACAGACUGCAGGACCAGGGUUUGGAUGAGAAUAUUCCAUCAGCACCAGGGCAGAGUGAAAUUGAGAAUACAGAAACAGUAGACAGUGGCAUGAGCAACAGCAUGGUGUGUGCGUCUGCAGACCGAAGCAAUUACAGUGGUUCCCAGCUCUCACUGCAUGAGGACCUGUCUCCAUGGAAGGAGUGGAAUCAGUCAGGGCAAGGAACUGAUGUUGCCUUAGAUUCAUCUGCCCAGGAACCUUUUGACUACGACACCAAUAGUUUGUCUGACCAACAGCUGGAUAUCUCCAGCAAAGACCUAGAUGACCUUGGCAAGUGCCACAGUGACCUGCAAGAUGACUCUGAAAGCUAUGAUUUAACCCAGGAUGACAACUCUUCUCCAUGUCCUGGAUUGGAUAAUGAACCACAAGGCCAGUGGGUUAGCCAGUAUGAUUCUUAUCAGGAAGCCAAUUCUAAUGACCUGUACCCCAACCAAAGCCAUCCGUCCAUGAUGUAUCGAAGUCAAAGUGAAUUGCAAAGUGAUGAUUCAGAAGGGGCCCAGCCCAAGUCCUGGCACAGUCGACUAAGCAUCGACCUUUCUGAUAAGACCUUUAAGUUCCCCAAAUUUGGAUCUACUCUUCAGAGGGCGAAGUCAGCCCUGGAAGUAGUGUGGAACAAGAGCACACAGAGUCUCAGUGGGUGUGAGGACAGUGGCUCUUCCUUAAUGGGGAGAUUUCGGACAUUAUCUCAAUCCACUGCAAAUGAGUCAAGUACCACCCUUGACUCUGAUAUCUAUACAGAACCCUAUUACUAUAAAGCUGAGGAAGAGGAGGACUACUGCGAACCAGUGGCUGACAGUGAGACAGAUUAUGUUGAAGUGAUGGAGCAGGUCCUAGCUAAGCUAGAAAACAGGACUAGUAUCACUGAAGUAGAUGAACACAUUAAAGACUAUGACUACCCUUCCUAUGAAACUCCUUAUGAGACCCCUCAAGAUGAGGGCUAUGAUGGGCAGGCUGAUGACAUCAUUAGUGAAGGAGAGCUGGAAACCUUAAAUGAACCAGCAGUUGAAAUGGAAUUAGCAGAAGAUGAGAACCAAAACAUCCCUGUAGAGCUACCGGAGGUCAUGAAGCCAAAGAGAAUCCGACCUUCCUUCAAAGAAGCAGCUUUAAGGGCCUAUAAGAAGCAGAUGGCAGAGCUGGAAGAGAAGAUCCUGGCUGGAGAUAGCAGCUCUGUGGAUGAAAAGGCUCGAAUAGUAAGCGGCAAUGAUUUGGAUGCUUCCAAAUUCUCCGCACUCCAGGUGUUCGGUGGGGCUGGGCGUGGACUGUAUGGUAUAGAUAGCAUGCCUGAUCUCCGCAGGAAAAAGACACUGCCUAUUGUACGGGAUGUGGCCAUGACCCUGGCUGCCCGGAAAUCUGGUCUCUCCCUUGCUAUGGUUAUCAGGACAUCACUGAACAAUGAGGAGCUGAAAAUGCACGUCUUCAGGAAAACUUUGCAGGCAUUGAUCUACCCCAUUUCUUCCACCACUCCCCACAACUUCGAGGUCUGGACAGCUACCACACCCACCUACUGCUAUGAAUGUGAGGGGCUGCUGUGGGGCAUCGCAAGACAAGGCAUGAAGUGUCUGGAGUGUGGGGUGAAAUGUCACGAGAAGUGUCAGGACCUGCUCAAUGCCGACUGUCUGCAACGCGCAGCAGAGAAGAGCUCUAAGCAUGGUGCGGAGGACAAGACACAGACCAUCAUCACAGCCAUGAAAGAAAGGAUGAAGAUCAGGGAGAGGAACAGGCCAGAGGUGUUUGAAGUCAUUCAGGAAAUGUUCCAGAUCUCCAAAGAGGAUUUCGUGCAGUACACAAAGGCUGCCAAGCAGAGUGUGCUGGAUGGGACGUCCAAGUGGUCAGCAAAAAUAACCAUCACAGUGGUUUCUGCACAAGGCUUACAGGCAAAGGACAAAACAGGGUCCAGUGACCCAUACGUGACAGUUCAAGUUGGCAAGAAUAAAAGAAGAACGAAAACUAUCUUUGGAAACUUGAAUCCAGUGUGGGAUGAGAAAUUCUACUUUGAGUGUCAUAACUCAACAGAUCGAAUCAAGGUCAGAGUAUGGGAUGAAGAUGAUGACAUCAAAUCCAGAGUUAAGCAGCACUUCAAGAAGGAGUCGGAUGACUUUCUGGGACAGACGAUUGUGGAAGUCAGAACUCUGAGUGGCGAGAUGGAUGUCUGGUACAACUUAGAGAAACGGACAGAUAAGUCAGCUGUGUCUGGGGCCAUCCGGCUAAAAAUCAAUGUGGAAAUAAAGGGAGAAGAGAAGGUUGCGCCAUACCAUAUACAAUACACUUGUUUACACGAGAACCUGUUCCAUUACCUGACGGAAGUGAAGUCUAAUGGCAGUGUGAAAAUACCAGAAGUCAAAGGUGAUGAAGCCUGGAAGGUUUUCUUUGAUGAUGCUUCUCAAGAAAUAGUGGAUGAAUUUGCCAUGCGUUAUGGGGUUGAGUCCAUUUAUCAAGCUAUGACGCACUUCUCAUGUCUGUCUUCUAAGUACAUGUGCCCGGGUGUCCCUGCAGUCAUGAGCGCCCUGCUGGCGAACAUCAACGCCUUCUAUGCGCAUACGACUGUCUCUACUAACGUGCAGGUCUCUGCCUCUGAUCGCUUUGCUGCUACAAACUUUGGGAGGGAAAAAUUCAUAAAACUACUGGACCAGUUGCAUAACUCCUUAAGGAUUGACCUAUCAAAGUACAGGGAAAACUUUCCAGCUAGCAACAGUGAGAGACUACAGGACCUAAAGUCCACCGUGGACCUGCUGACCAGCAUUACCUUCUUCCGGAUGAAGGUCCUGGAGCUGCAGAGCCCCCCAAAGGCCAGCGCAGUGGUGAAGGAUUGUGUCAGGGCUUGUCUGGAUUCUACAUACAAGUAUAUCUUCGACAACUGCCACGAACUCUAUUCUCAGCUGAUAGACCCGAGCAAAAAGCAGGAUGUUCCUCGGGAAGACCAGGGACCAACCACCAAGAACCUGGACUUCUGGCCACAGCUGAUAACGCUGAUGGUCACUAUUAUUGAUGAGGAUAAAACUGCCUACACCCCUGUUCUCAAUCAGUUUCCACAAGAACUAAACAUGGGAAAGAUAAGUGCAGAAAUCAUGUGGUCUCUCUUUGCUCUCGAUAUGAAAUAUGCUCUAGAGGAACAUGAGAAGCAACGCUUAUGCAAGAGCACCGAUUAUAUGAAUUUGCAUUUCAAAGUGAAGUGGUUUUAUAAUGAGUAUGUACGAGAACUUCCUGCCUUCAAGGAUGCUGUUCCAGAAUAUUCCCUGUGGUUUGAGCCUUUCGUUAUGCAAUGGCUAGAUGAAAAUGAAGAUGUGUCCAUGGAGUUCCUUCAUGGAGCCCUCGGAAGAGACAAAAAAGAUGGAUUCCAGCAGACAUCGGACCAUGCCCUCUUCUCCUGCUCUGUAGUUGAUGUGUUUGCUCAGCUUAACCAGAGCUUUGAGAUCAUUAAGAAGCUGGAAUGCCCCAAUCCUGAAGCCUUGUCACACUUAAUGAGACGAUUUGCAAAGACCAUCAAUAAGGUUCUGGUCCAGUACGCUGCAAUCGUAUCAAGUGACUUCAGUUCAUACUGCGAUAAGGAGACUGUGCCUUGCAUAUUGAUGAACAACAUCCAACAACUGCGGGUCCAGCUGGAAAAAAUGUUCGAAUCCAUGGGUGGGAAAGAGCUAGACCCUGAAGCUAGCACUAUUCUGAAAGAACUUCAAAUCAAACUCAACGGGGUUCUGGAUGCGCUCAGCAUCACUUAUGGAGAAAGUUUCCAACUUGUAAUCGAAGAGUGUAUAAAGCAGAUGGGUACUGAGCUAAAUCAAAUGCGAACAAAUGGAAACAGCGCAGCGAAUAAGAACAGUGCGGCGGUGGAUGCGGAGAUUGUGCUGAGGCCGCUCAUGGACUUCUUGGAUAAGACAUUAAGUCUUUCGGCAAAAAUCUGUGAGAAAACAGUCCUGAAGCGAGUUCUGAAGGAGCUCUGGAAGUUAGUCCUUAACAAGAUAGAGAAACAGAUUGUUCUGCCUCCUCUGACAGACCAAACAGGACCUCAGAUGAUCUUCAUUGCAGCUAAAGAUCUUGGACAAUUAUCCAAACUGAAGGAGCACAUGAUUCGAGAAGAUGCCAAGGGUCUGUCACCAAGACAAUGUGCAAUAAUGGAGGUGGUCUUGGCCACUAUUAAGCAAUAUUUUCAUGCAGGAGGAAAUGGCCUGAAGAAGAAUUUUCUGGAGAAAAGCCCAGAUCUUCAUUCCCUGAGAUAUGCUCUCAGCCUCUACACACAAACUACUGAUGCUUUGAUCAAGAAGUUCAUAGAGACACAGGGCUCACAGAGUCGUUCCUCCAAAGAUUCUGUAGGCCAGAUCUCUGUCCAUGUGGAUAUCACCACCACCCCAGGGACUGGAGAGCAUAAAGUCACUGUAAAAGUGAUCGCAAUCAAUGACCUAAACUGGCAGACCACCGCCAUGUUCCGCCCGUUUGUGGAAGUGUGCAUGCUGGGACCCAGCCUCGGGGACAAGAAGAGAAAACAAGGGACAAAGACAAAAAGCAACACAUGGUCACCGAAGUACAAUGAGACCUUCCAGUUCAUUCUGGGUAAUGAAAACCGCCCAGGAGCCUAUGAACUUCACCUCUCAGUUAAGGACUACUGCUUUGCCCGAGAAGAUCGAAUAAUUGGGAUGACAGUCAUUCAGUUACAGAACAUAGCAGAGAAAGGGAGCUACGGGGCAUGGUACCCUCUUCUGAAAAAUCUCUCUAUGGAUGAAACUGGUUUAACCAUCCUUAGAAUACUCUCUCAGAGGACCAGCGACGAUGUCGCUAAAGAGUUUGUGAGACUUAAGUCUGAAACCAGGUCUAUUGAAGAGAGUGGCUGA
Apodemus sylvaticus (European woodmouse) is the source of this 6633-nucleotide messenger RNA. It is a transcript of the gene Unc13c, whose product is annotated as unc-13 homolog C. Bases 4 to 6633 code for a protein of 2209 amino acids. Lineage: Eukaryota; Metazoa; Chordata; Mammalia; Rodentia; Muridae. Gene Ontology annotation, molecular function: phospholipid binding; calcium ion binding; syntaxin-1 binding. Gene Ontology annotation, biological process: synaptic transmission, glutamatergic; neuromuscular junction development; synaptic vesicle priming. Gene Ontology annotation, cellular component: synaptic vesicle membrane; presynaptic membrane; neuromuscular junction. The record is from RefSeq and is a predicted model, not a curated record. The transcript has 32 exons.